This is a messenger RNA of Paramecium tetraurelia, 327 nucleotides long. RefSeq lists its product as uncharacterized. NCBI's taxonomy places the organism in Eukaryota, Ciliophora, Oligohymenophorea, Peniculida, Parameciidae. The coding region runs from base 1 to 327 and encodes 108 amino acids. The transcript is spliced from 2 exons. The record is from RefSeq and is a predicted model, not a curated record.
AUGUUUGAAGGAAAAAUUGCUAUAGCAAUGGUUGUAUUAUAUUUUUGCUUACCCGUUAUGUAUUUUUUCCUUACAAUUUUGGCUUUAAAUUCAAUCGAAAUAAAUAAUACUGAAGUGGAUAUGCAAAUAACCUUAAAUCUUUUGAGCACUUUAUUAUUAAUUUUUUUCAUAUAUGAACCAAUCGCAAUUUGCUUCAGAAUUGUUAUUUACAGAUCUUUUUUGGACAGUAUUAAACACAAUGAAUAUAACCCAAUCAACCAUUUUGUUUAUUUCUUCAUCUAUCAUAGCAAAAUAAAUAAAAUUUUUGAUGAAUUAAAUAUUGGAUGA